Messenger RNA from Symbiodinium necroappetens, 231 nucleotides. NCBI's taxonomy places the organism in Eukaryota, Dinophyceae, Suessiales, Symbiodiniaceae. The record is from the annotation of a GenBank genome assembly.
GUUUUGACGCUCAUCGCCGAUGUGCAGUUCGAGUUUCCAAGUUUUGACCUUGACCACAAUCCGACGGUCGAUGCUGACAUGGAUGACGACGACGUGGCCGAUCAGAGGCAGCUACUCCAGGCUUAUAAGAGCCUCGUCACAGUCCUUGCACUUCCGUUCUCACCACUUGCCUCAGAAGGUCUGCAAACCAGGCAGGUUGCCGAGAUAGCCGGCCGGAUGCACCGAUACAAG